AUGUGUCCACCAAGUGCCAUCAAAGAGAGACCUCGGGGAGAAUCCGGUGUCAUUGUGAACCUCAAGGCAUAUGUCUUGCUUCAUUGUGUAGACUACUGUAAAUGCCUCCGCGCCCUCGGGAAAGGGGCUUGCGGCAGCGUGUUCCUCGUCAGCUACAGCGGGGCGUCUUGCGCGCUCAAGGUAGUUAAGGCCAGCAAGAAGACCGCAUUUACUAGGGAGGUCAAGAUAAUGAGGCGGCUCGCGGGCGCAGGCGGAGCGCCUCUUGUCCUAGCGGCGUGCCCCGAGAUGCCUGCCUUCAUCAUGACCUACUGCGGGAAGGUGACUCUCGACAAAUUCUUCAAGCAAAAGCAGGAGUUUGGCACAUGCAUCAAGGUCGUUCGGCUUUUGGCCAAGGCCCUGCAGGAGGUGCACGCAAAGGGCGUCGUCCACUGCGACCUGAAGAGCAACAACGUCCUUGUAGACGUGGACGCGGAUGGCAAGCCCACCGGCGUGCACAUCAUCGACUUCGGGUUGGCCCGCCGGCCCGGCAAAUCCCUCAAGAUGAGGGCCCCCGAGGGGUAG
Molecule: messenger RNA, 561 nt
Organism: Penaeus indicus
Lineage: Eukaryota; Metazoa; Arthropoda; Malacostraca; Decapoda; Penaeidae
Exons: 3
Coding region: 1-561 (186 amino acids)
Biological process (GO): protein phosphorylation
Molecular function (GO): protein serine/threonine kinase activity; ATP binding
Source: RefSeq, a predicted model, not a curated record